Rhineura floridana is the source of this 1993-nucleotide messenger RNA. Its product is annotated as protein Hook homolog 1-like. The record is from RefSeq and is a predicted model, not a curated record. Gene Ontology annotation, molecular function: dynein light intermediate chain binding; microtubule binding. Gene Ontology annotation, biological process: cytoskeleton-dependent intracellular transport; cytoplasmic microtubule organization. The transcript is spliced from 19 exons. The coding region runs from base 27 to 1787 and encodes 586 amino acids. NCBI's taxonomy places the organism in Eukaryota, Metazoa, Chordata, Lepidosauria, Squamata, Rhineuridae. Gene Ontology annotation, cellular component: centrosome; cytoplasm.
AUGGUGCAUCUCACCUUGCUUUCAUAAUGACACUAGAGGAGUCUGUCCAGCACGUUGUCAUGGCUGCUAUUCAAGAGCUAAUGAGCAAAGAAAUAACGGGCUUUGUAAGCGACUUGCCUGGUGAUCUGGAACAACAGCUGAAAAGAGCAUCAGAAGAACUUAAUGAAGUGCUAGCAGAAAAAGAAGAACUGAAGCAAAGAUGUCAAGAACUAGACCUACAGGUGGCCGCCCUUCAAGAAGAAAAGAGCAGUUUGAUGUCUGAAAAUGAGAUCAUGAAUGACAGAUUGGACCAGUUGGAUGGUUCUCUUGAUGAUACAAAUACUGCAGUUGCAAAGAAGUAUUUCAAUGCACAGAUGCAACUAGAACAACUACAAGAAGAAAAUUUCAGGCUUGAAACUGCAAAAGAUGAUUAUCGUGUUCACUGUGAAGAACUUGAAAAACAACUGGUUGAACUUCAACAUCGAAAUGAUGAAUUGACCUCUCUAGCAGAAGAAUCUAGGGCUCUAAAAGAUGAAAUUGAUGUUCUUAGGACAGUUGCUGACAAGACAAACAAGCUGGAAUCGACUGUUGAGGUUUAUCGUAAAAAACUGGAAGAUCUGAAUGACUUUCGCAGACAGGUGAAAUCUCUUCAGGAAACAAACAUGAUGUAUAUGCAUAAUACCGUUAGCCUGGAAGAAGAGCUAAAGAAAGCCAACGCAGCCCGUGCACAGCUAGAAACUUACAAAAGGCAGGUCCAAGAACUUCAUAACAAACUCUCUGAAGAAUCCAAAAGAGCUGACACACUGGCGUUUGAACAGAAGAGACUUGAAGAGAAGCAUGAAGCAUUAAUCAAAGAGAAAGAGCGAUUGAUAGUUCAGCGUGAUGCACUGAAAGAGACAAAUGAAGAGCUUAGGUGUUCACAAAUGCAGCAGGAUCACCUGAACCAAACAGAUGCAUCUGCAGUGAAAAGUCAUGAAAAUCUUGCUGCCGAAAUUCUGCCAGUGGAAUACAGAGAAAUGUUCAUUCGGCUACAGCAUGAAAACAAGAUGCUCCACUUGCAGCAAGAGGGAUCAGAAAAUGAACGGAUUGUAGAGCUUCAGGAGAAACUAGAACAAAAGCAUCGGACAAUAAAUGAAUUAGAGACUGAAAACAGGCUGAGCAAGGAGCGUAAUGGAGAGCUGCAGCAGCAGAUUGAGGACCUCCAGAAGACCUUGCAGGAGCAAGAAUCCAGGACAGAAGGGGAAGGGUCCAGCAAAUGGAAGCAGAAGAUAGCAGCUCAGAUGGAGAAGUUGAGUGAAGUCCAUGAUGAGUUGCAGAAGAAGGAGGCUCUUCUUGCAGACCUCCAGCCAGAUCUAAAUCAAAAUGCACAGCACAUUGAAGAAUUGGAAGCAGCUUUACAUAAGAAAGAUGAAGAUAUGAAGUCAAUGGAGGAGAGGUAUAAGAUGUACUUGGAAAAAGCAAGAAGUGUGAUAAAAACUUUGGACCCCAAAUUAAAUCCUGCAUCUGCUGAAAUCAUGUUGCUGAGAAAACAGCUGACAGAGAAGGAUAAAAGAAUUGAAGCACUUGAGGGAGAGUGUAAAUUGGCCAAGCUACAUGACCAUGAAGAGAAGUUAAUUGUGUCUGCAUGGUACAACAAGAGUUUAGCGUUUCAUAAACUGGGCAUGGAAUCCAGACUCCUAAGUGGGAGCACUGCCUACAAAGACGCUGGUUCCUGCCUACCUGGUCGCUCUUUCCUUGCACAGCAACGGCAUGUGACCAAUACCCGAAGGAAUGUCUCUGUUAAAGUACCUCCUGCAACAUCAGAUUAAACCACAGAGGAUAUUCGUGCACUAAAGUGUCCUGAACUUAUUUUGUAACUUUUGUUUUAAACUACCUGACAAAGAAUGAGAUUGUGAUGCUGUGCAUCAGCUAUUUUACGUAUGGGACUCCUAUGCUGGUAAAUUCAAUUUGGCCAGCUGAUUAUAAGAAGCAAUGUGUAUCUAAUUACUUUUCUUGAUUCUAAAUAAGACUUAAG